UUCUCCUUUCACUUGGAGUGAGCGAUCGCCGCUGCCUACCCUGCGGCCGUGCUCUCCUGCUGCAGAUAUAGAAGCGGGACCACGAGAGGAAAAAAUGCCCGGGAUGGGCAACUCUCUACGCGCUGCUGCCCUGCUGGCUUUCGUGGUUCUCUCCAUUCUGGUGUCACUCCUGAUCAGCAGCGUGCAGCAGUUUGGAGCGAGGAUAUCUGACUUCUCCAAUGCAACUGUUGCUGGUGAUGAGUUCACGUCGCUCCGCGGGGCGUUGAUUCACCAACUCAACGAGCGGCGUAGAGAAAUCCUUCCCCUGCUUUUACCUCACGAGGAUGACCAGGCUUCACUAGACUCUUUGGAUUACAGUCUGUGGAGUGAGAUCUCACAUGGCUCCAGAAAAGCGCAUAUGGAUGAAAUGGGUUGUGAUUCUCUGAUGGAUAUGCAAGCUGUGGAAGUCCUCGGGUCUGGAUACACUAAGCUGGUUGUCAAAGUGAAUCUGGCUGGAGGUCAGCCUGUGGCGUUAAAACUAGUCAACGAAAAGGGGAUAGACAUGGGAAAGUGUGUGGAGGAUUUUAAAGACCCCAAAGGCUGCCGGGAACUCGUUUCUUACAAGCUGAAGAAAGAAAUGGUGCUACUGCAGCGGCUGCAGCAUCCAAACGUCAUAAGGCUCAGAGGUCACUGUGCCGGAGACACAGAGGGAAGAGGAGGAGAGGGAGGAAGAGUCACAGUCAUUCUGGAGCAGGGGACUCCUCUACAGAUGAUCCAGCUGCUGCAGAGCCCCUGGGAGGAUAGAUUCAGGGUAUGUCUGGAUCUGGUCAGACUCCUCCACUUCCUCUCCCAGUCUCCUCUGGGCUCUGUGGGUCUGCUGGACUUUCAGCCUCGACAGUUUGUCACUGUGUCUGGCUCUCUGAAGCUCACAGACCUGGACGACGCCAGUGCUGAGGAGACCUUCUGCCACACAGACGCAGACUGCACCCUCCAGUUCCCACACAGAAACUUCACUCUGCCCUGCUCGGACAGGGGAGUGUGCGAGGGUUUGAGCGAGAAGAGGAACAUUUACAACGCCUACAGGUAUUUUUUCACCUACCUGCUGCCUCACCAGGCUCCGCCCGGCCUCACACACCUGGUAGACCACAUCAUGAACUCCACAGGGGAGCUGAAAGCCAACAUCAAUCAAACCCUGGAAGCCUUUGAACACAUCCUCCUCCUCUAUAAGUCUGGCCUGCACCUGGACAACCUGCCUCCAUCAAUAAUCAGAGAUUACACCCUGAUGCGAGGUAUGGGAACCUCUGGGAAUGUGGAGUACCGCUGCUGGCCGUCGUACAGCCAGCAGGGCUGCAUGCUGUCAGUCCACAGCGCCAGGGAGGCGGCGUACAUCUGUAACUCCCAUUCUCAGUGUAACAGUUUCACUCUGACCGGACAGAAGACAUGGACGGGUCGCCUUCUAGCCUCUUUCAGGAGCGGCUUCAGUCAUCUGGUUCCUGAUGGGAUGUCCGAGGUGUACGUGAAGAAAACCAAAACUCCUGAAACUUUAGUGUGACAGCAAUGACCGUUCAGAACGACCCACUGCUGUGAAGCAAAGUUGCGCUUAACAUGCAAACUGUGUCCUCCUCAUGUUGAACGCAGCCCGGCUCUGUGGAUUUUCAGGAGGAGUGUCGAGGCUGGGCUGACGAGGAGGCGUUUGAAGUGAGGCGAGUGAAUGUGAUGUAUUUAUAGGGCUUCUGCUCAGUGACUGUUUGAUGUGCCUGCCAGCCCACUGCCUCUUGCCAACUGCUAUUUAAAGGGAUUUCCCUUCAGGUACAAUUAAGGAGGCAGGGGAAGGGGGGACUUGUGCCCUCGACAUGUUUUUUUUGCUACCUUGCCUUUAUUUGCCAUGUGUGUUGGCUUUCCCUGUUAGGCUGGGUCCCUGUAGUCGGGUUUUUAAGCCAAACAGGUAAUAGGAACAGCCGCUGCAGCUCAGCAUCUGAAGCCUGAGCACGAGAAAAGAAAACAAGCUCUUAUACAAAUACACUUUAUGUUUGUGCUGCUGUUUUUCAUGGUUCUUUGGAUUAGCUGGGCUGUGGUAUGACAUGGCAACAACCAUGUAAGCAUUUACACAUAAUGAGCAAAACAGAUUCAAACCAUUCCAGAGAGUUUUUCUCUACUUUAGUAAUCUCAGCGUAUAGUUCUUAGUUAUGAGUGUUUAUAUGAUCCAAUGAAAUGUAAUUGUUCUUACAUGAUUGUGCAUUUUAGCUUACAUGCACCUUGUGGGUGAAACUUUUAUUUUCAAUGAAAAAGUGUUUUUUUAUACUUCACUUAUUGUAAUUGUAAAAUUUUACAAUUUAUUAUAUAAAUAUUGUUCCUACUUUUA
This is a messenger RNA of Cheilinus undulatus (humphead wrasse), 2341 nucleotides long. It is a transcript of the gene pkdccb, whose product is annotated as protein kinase domain containing, cytoplasmic b. The transcript has 7 exons. Bases 95 to 1531 code for a protein of 478 amino acids. Gene Ontology annotation, biological process: protein phosphorylation. Gene Ontology annotation, molecular function: non-membrane spanning protein tyrosine kinase activity; ATP binding. The record is from RefSeq and is a predicted model, not a curated record. NCBI's taxonomy places the organism in Eukaryota, Metazoa, Chordata, Actinopteri, Labriformes, Labridae.